This is a messenger RNA of Xyrichtys novacula (pearly razorfish), 8213 nucleotides long. Lineage: Eukaryota; Metazoa; Chordata; Actinopteri; Labriformes; Labridae. The record is from the annotation of a GenBank genome assembly.
AUUUGAAUCAGGUGUGUUGGAGCAGGGAAACAUCCAUAACAUGCAGGACAGUGGGCCUCCAGGACUGGACUUGAGAACCACUGGCCUAGGUAAUAACAUAAAUAAUACCAAUGCAACCAUACAAUUAAUACCAAUGAAUGACUAAUGAAUGAUGUUCAGGGUACCACACAUGGUUUUUAUUCUCAAAAUGUAAUACAUUCAGGAUGCUCAGUGCACAUUGCACAGCAGGGGGCACAUAACAUAGGCUUACAUCAGCAGCAGGACUAAAAUGCUUUUACUUUACUUUAUUUUUACAAUAAUAUAUUUGAUCAUACAUAAAGCAUCACUCACACAUGAAAAAAAAUAAAAAAACAUUAAAAUUAUUUUUUGAUUGCUCCUGGGGGCCCCCUACUGGCCGCGGGGCCCUCAGCAGGCACUUCUGCCUUGGGCCGUCUCUGCUUAUGUCCUUUGAACAACAAUGAGGAUCGUCAGUCUCCUUCUUCACUCAACUGUUGCAUUGUACUUCUAAUUUGUUCAUAUAUGGAACCAUUUAGUUUUUUGUUCAUAUAUAAACAAAAACAUAUGUUUCAAUUCAGACUUGUACUAAUUUAAUUAAACUAGACAUUUUCUCAUUACCGUCUUUUUACUUUUUAUUUCUUUGAUAAGAUGGAGACCAGCAUUUAAAAACAUUUCAUUUAAAGCUCAGAUUUGCAUCUUAAUCUGGUAGGUUGUGGGAAACAAAGAAUUUUCGGGUAAUUUGGUGUUUACUGCUCUUUGUCCGGUUGAAGCAAAAAACAAAACACUGCUUUCUGCUGGACCAAACCAAAUCAAUUCAGGGUAGAAACAGACUAAGACUAUGUGAAAAUAAUGGUUAGAUAUUAUUUAAAGAAGGAUUAAGAGAAUGUAUGUGAUUUUCAAGAUACUUAAAUACAAUUUGAAAUGUACUUCAACGCUUCAAUAUCUGUAAUUAAUAUAAAAACAGCUGGAAUCCUUCAUUGGUCUCCCCUUUGACAUGGAUGAAGUCGCCGGAAAGAGAUUCGUGAUUCUGUCUCGCUAUUGGUCCAAAGUUCCCCGCGAAAUCUACGUCACCCGCAGUUUCGCGCCAGAUCUGCAGCAGUGAGACGUGCAUAGAAGAAGAGGUAAAGAAACUCUGCUUUAACAAACUUAAAUAUGGAUUUUUAUGGGUUGAAUUUAGGCUUCUUUUAUUUAACAUGUAUCGUUUUUGAUCGCACUUUUAUCAGUGUUGUGUGUUUUACUCAUCUGAAAUAAUUUAAGUUAUGAAGACAGUUUCAGCUCAUUGUUUCUGCUGCACCCACAUGUCCGAUGGAGGUUAUUGUUGAGUCAACCAAAGCCUCAGAAGAGUGCAAUAGAAAGGAUGCUUUGUAUUUUAAUGUUACAUGUAAUGUCAAAGUUGAAGUUAUUGUUCAAAUCUGAUACAUGAUAGUAAUUUUGAAGUUUAGCGACACGGAAGUUAACUUUCUAAUGCAGAAACAAUCAAAUGUCAGCAGCACUUUUACAAUGAGACUUGGCUUACUGAUGCCAAAAACUCGCAUCUUUUUGUCUAUGUGUGAUUUAAACUAGAGCUGCAAAUAAUAUUACAUCCUAUCUGAAGUGUUUACAUGGAGGAUAAUUAAUUGAGCUACAUAAAUACAGAUAAAGGAAAUACUGAAGAGUGCUGAAAUGUGAACAUAAACACUGUCAAUAUAGUUAAAUAUCUACUAUAAUGUAUAUCAAACCAUGGCUCCAGUUUCUUUAUCAGAAUUUCCCAUACAUGUGUCAUUGUAUUUUGUGUGUAUCCCCAUAAACUCGAAUGCAAAGUUGACAAGUUAUCCUGAUUUCAGAACCUUCAACCCUGACUGGUGGAUAACUGAAAUAAUAUUAUACAUACCUGAUAUUGGUGUCAUGUGGAAGGUUAUAUUUUAGGGCCUUUAUGUUAAGUGAGGAUUUUCUGAUAUUAAAUUUUGAGAAAAUGGGAUAUGACCUGCCAACAGCAAGUAAAGAGAAUAAAAUUUUGUUAUUUUUAAACUUCUUACAAUGUUUGACUGCUCAAAAAGCUCCCCUAUCAAAACGCAGUUGUCUUUUCAUCUUGUCUUUGUCUUUUACUGCAAUUAAGGUGAAAAUAUGAAUUCUUAAGUGCAGUUCACUUUUUUUCUUUUCCUGCAGAGGUCAGUAAAUCCCUUUUUACGCUUGGUUUUUAAACACACAGUAAUUUAACUUUUCACCAUUCAACCUUUAGAUAUCCUGAAACCAUGUCUUCUCCUACAUCAACUCCUGGCCGUAAACGAGGGAGGAACACCAACCCAUCCACACGUAUGUUUCCUGCAAACAGCUGUGAUUAACGCUCUAGAAGACUCUGUGUGACUUAAGUUUAUAAUUUUUUUAUUUGCAUUUCCAGCCAGCAGUGAGGUCGCCCCUUCUCCUCCCUCUCAGCGACGCAGAGGCCAGGACUCCUCUGCUGGGGACCUAAUGCCAAUGCCAACCUCCCCGGCCACUGAUAUUGUCAGUCCAGCAGCCCCUCAGGACACCUCUCUGUUUUCCAGCCCUCGUCCCUCAGGUGCCUCAGCCACAAAGUGUCUUCAGUUGAAGUUCUUGUACUUCAGCCUUAUUUAAAUCAUGUACAGGACUUUUUUUCUAACAUAUUUGUGUCUCUUUUUGCAGUCCUACCAAAUGAAGUGGACAUGAGCUCUCCUCUGAUGUAUGGGACCCCCAGCUCCAGGGUUGAAGGGACCCCGCGCAGUGGUGUGCGUGGCACGCCAGCCAGACAGCGGCCUGAUCUGGGGUCAGUCAGGAAGGCUCCACAAGUUGAUCUUCACUCUGAGCAGGUCAGUGGAGUCCUCUAGAUUAAUAAUCGAGACUUUUAAUAGAUUUAUAAGUUUAAAGGAAAACUUUGUCUAAACUUUUUGUGUUAUUUUGCAGCCGAGUGCUGACGGGGCUGUUGCCAGCGAAUCAAAUGCUGGUCAGCGGCUAGUGAUCUGGGGGACCGACGUUAACGUUGGUAGUUGCAAGGAGAAGUUUCAGGUGUGAUAUCUUAUCUUUCAGCUUUAGUUUGAUAGUCUGAUUUAUUAGUGUAGUAGAGGUUUAUGUUGACAUUGUUUGCGUCACUUUGCCUUCAGAGGUUUCUGCAAAGAUUCAUCGACCCGACUUCCACUGAAGAUGAGAACGCAGGUCUGGACCUGAAUGAACCACUGUACAUGCAGAAGCUGGAAGAGGUACUGACCCAGUUUAGUUGUUUUAUAAGAUUGAAAUCAAACAGUUUGGGCUGAACAAAUGUGGUAGUAGAUGCUCUCACACUCUCGAACUGUCACAGUUAAGAUUCUCAGGCUGGUUUGGGAUUUCUCUCUGACUUUAUCACAGCUAAUCUCAGAUGCGAACUUACUCUUACUUCUCUUUGUGUCUCACAGAUCAGUGUUGUUGGAGAUCCGGUACUGAAUGUGAAUUGCCUGCAUGUGCAGUCCUUUGACGCAGAAUUAUACAGACAGCUCAUCUGCUACCCACAGGUAAGAUCACAUUAUAUAACGUUGGCAUACUUAACCCCCGGAAAGCCGGUUUGGACACAUUUCUCAAGGUUGAUGUUUCUUUGGCCUGUGAGUUGAAAUAAUUAACUGUAAUUGAAUGGAAAUGUACUGGAGUGUGUGUAAUGGAAGUGUACUCAUCAUAGUUACUUUUUCUACCUGACGAUAAAAACCUCUUUGUCGUGUUGUUUAAUGUCAGAUAAUCAUUCAAAUAUCUUCUGUUUCAUGGAGAGUGCAUUCAUCCUUUAUGUAAAUCAUAUUUGAUUCACAGGAAGUCAUCCCAACCUUCGACAUGGCAGUGAACGAGCUCUUUUUUGAGCGCUUCCCAGAUUCUGUUUUGGAGUUUCAAAUCCAAGUCCGCCCCUACAACGCCCUGAAAACUAGGAACAUGAGGAGCCUGAACCCAGAAGGUGUGUGGACUCAUUUUUAAAGCCCCCUCAUGUCACUGGAAGUGUACAAAGUGAAAUCCCACCUAUUAGAUCUGCCGUGCUCAGAUUUCUCCGUCACAUAUUUAGUGUGGGCUUUUUGUGAACACUGCCCAUUGCUUUGGUAAAAUGUGAGGUAUCAGCUUCAGGCUAAAGCCCCCAUGUGUGCCGUCUGCCUUUCCCCCCCCUCAGACAUCGAUCAGCUAAUCACCAUCAGUGGCAUGGUGAUCCGCACCUCGCAGCUGAUCCCAGAGAUGCAGGAGGCAUUCUUCCAGUGCCAGGUGUGCGCCUACAGCACCCGUGUGGAGGUGGAUCGCGGGCGCAUAGCUGAGCCGGCUGUGUGUCGCCACUGCAACACCACCCACAGCCUGGCGCUCGUUCACAACCGUUCAGUCUUUUCUGACAAACAGAUGGUGAGAGUCAAAGGGGUUGGAGGGCAGGUGGUUGGGGCAAAAAUGCUGCCAGUUAUUAACGUCUAAUCUAAGACCAUGUAAAAUGGUAAUUCGUCAAUUUUUUUUGUUGAGGUGGUGACAUCUGUUCUUUUAUCUCCUUAUUAUGUGAAGGUCAAAAUUCAAGAAUCUCCUGAAGACAUGCCGGCAGGUCAGACGCCUCACACAACUAUCGUGUACGCUCACAACGACCUGGUCGAUAAAGUGCAGCCAGGAGACCGGAUCAACAUCACAGGUGAGGUUUCCUCCAAUCAGAAACUAGAACUUCUUACAACAGGAAAUAUAGCUCAAUAUUUUCAGCAUUCAAUUAAUUGGGUCCAAAAUAAGAUGGUGAGGAUGACUUCAAACUACAUUUACAUUUUUGUUCAACAAUCUGUCAGAAUCCUGAACUUUAGUGGUGUUUUAAGAUAAAUGAAAGUUGCUAACAUCAAAACUUGAGAAGCUCGAAAGAGAAUGGAACAAAAUUUUGCUUCAAAGUUACUUUUAAUUGUGAGACACUUGAUGUACCACAGGGUUCCUACACAGUUGGAAUUUCCAUUUAAUUUUAUUUCCAUUUUAUUUUUGGAAAUACCUUCUUUUCUAUUUUAGAAAAUGGUAUCUUAGAACUUUGGUAAUAGUCUAGAAACAAACGUAUUUGUCCAUCCUUUAUUUUUCAUUUUCCAUACUUUUUAAGACCUGGAAAUUGAUCCAAAUUAUUUCCAUACUUGCCAUGCUUGGAACUCUGGUACCAGCAAUGAUUUAGUCUUUAGAUUAGGAACAUUUAAGAUAAAAACCUUACUUACUCUUGAUUCAUAGUCAUUUUGUUUUUAUCUUUGAUCCAAACUGUAAAACAAAUAAUCAAAUUAAUUUAAAAAAAUUCUCAUAUGAACAAAAAAAUAGAUCCUUUUAUUCUCAUGAGCUGACACCAACAAACCUUCAAUAUUGUACCAAAUAAAUAGUUAUCAAAAUGAUAAGUGACCGUCAGAGUUUAAGUCAGAGCUCUUACAAGGAUGGAUAACUGUUUCCUACUUUAAAGGAGUUAUAAGAGCUUCUUAAAUGUCCCCGUAGGUGUCUACAGAGCGGUCCCGAUGCGCGUGAACCCCCGUCAGAACAACGUGAAGUCUGUCUACAAAACCCACAUCGACGCCAUCCACUUCCGCAAGACGGACGAGAAGCGCCUACACGGGUUGGACGAGGAGGCUGAACAGAAGCUCUUCACUGAGGACCGAGUGCAGACUUUGAAGGAGCUGGCAGCGAAGCCAGACGUCUAUGAACGCCUCUCCUCUGCCCUGGCACCCAGUAUUUAUGAGCACGAGGACAUCAAAAAGGUGUGUGACGAGAACGCAAGAUACAACAGACACAAGCAAAAAAAUAGGUUCUUAAGUAGUCCCAUCUUACAGCUCAUUAACAAUCAUUUUGUAUCUUAAGUUGCGUCAAGAUAAAGGUGUGUUGUUGCUCUCCUGUAUUAUUUAUACCCGCCUCUGUUCCUCUGUCUCAGGGUAUUCUGCUGCAGCUGUUUGGAGGCACCCGUAAGGACUUCAGCCAAACCGGUCGGGGUAACUUCCGCGCAGAAGUGAACAUCCUGCUCUGCGGAGACCCCGGCACCAGUAAGUCUCAGUUGCUACAGUACGUCUACAACCUGGUGCCCCGCGGCCAGUACACCUCAGGGAAGGGCUCGAGCGCCGUGGGUCUCACUGCCUACGUGAUGAAGGACCCGGAAACCCGGCAGCUGGUCCUGCAGACCGGAGCGCUGGUGCUGAGCGACAACGGCAUCUGCUGUAUCGACGAGUUCGACAAGAUGAGCGACAGCACGCGCUCAGUGCUGCACGAAGUGAUGGAGCAGCAGACCCUCUCGAUUGCCAAGGUGCGUCCCAGAACUGUUACGACAGAUUCGGAGCAUGUGAGACUGAAAAUCCACAUUUAUUCCCUUGAAACUAGAGAAUAAUUUCCAUCCUUUUCAUCUAUUUUUCCUACAGGCUGGAAUUAUUUGCCAGCUGAACGCUCGUACUGCUGUGUUAGCUGCUGCUAACCCCAUUGAAUCUCAGUGGAACCCUAAAAAGACCACAAUCGAGAACAUUCAGCUGCCGCACACACUUCUUUCCAGGUCAGCUCUCAAUCUUCUCAUUUUUUUAAUACAAUGUUCCUGUAGUUUCAUGUUAGUUUGUUUUUUACACAAUGUCAUGGUUCUCUAUCAGGUUCGACCUCAUCUUCCUGAUGCUGGACCCCCAGGAUGAGGCCUAUGACCGCAGGCUAGCCCACCACCUGGUGUCGCUGUACUACCAGAGCGAGGAGCAGAUGGAGGAGGAGUUCCUCGACAUGGCUGUGCUGAAGGACUACAUCGCGUACGCUCGAACUUACAUCAAUCCUCGGCUGAGCGAGGAGGCCAGCCAGUUCCUCAUCGAGGUUUGACGGAAAACUUUAAGAACUGUCACAGCCUUUCAGUUUUGUCUAAGUGUCGCCAAGAGUAGUAAUCAAUCUGUGUGUUGAUCCUCAGGCCUAUGUGGACAUGAGGAAGAUUGGCAGUGGUCGUGGCAUGGUGUCCGCUUACCCAAGACAGCUGGAGUCCCUGAUCCGCCUGGCAGAGGCCCACGCCAAGGUGCGCUUCUCUGAGAAGGUGGAGACUAUCGACGUGGAGGAGGCCAAGAGGCUGCACCGAGAGGCCCUGAAACAGUCGGCAACAGAUCCCAGAACAGGAUUUGUCGACAUCUCUAUUCUCACAACAGGUAUGAAGCUUAGAGCCAUGUGAAUAAUGGACAACACAUGAAGUUACUCGACUGGAAAUGUUCUUUUGAGAAUAAAUGAAGCUUUGAAAUAAAUGUGGCUUUGUUAGAACAUCAUAUUUUACUGUUUUUAACCCCAAGAACCCAACUGAGAUGAAUUUAUAGCGAUCUUCGGUUGAAAUAUUUGAGUGUAUGAACUUGCACUUUCAGGUAUGAGUGCCACCGCUCGCAAACGCAAGGAAGAGAUCGCUCAGGCCCUGAAGAAACUCAUCCAAGCCAAGGGGAAGACACCAGCCAUGAAAUACCAGCAGCUGCUCGAGGACCUCAGAGGACAGUCUGAAACUGUAAAUACUCCAGUCCUUCUUUCAUCUUACUAACUUCAGAGAUCAAAAUCUCGCUGCAUUUCAUGUAUAAAUCAGAAGAUCACAAUUUUAGGGGAUUUUCUUUAUGUUCCUUUAAGGCAUUGGCCUCAAGUAAAAGACAUUUUCAUUGUGCUUUUCAUUAUCAGCACCACCACCUCCUGCGUUAACUCUCCUGUAUCACUUUCUUCACAGGCGAUCACUAAGGAGCUGUUCGACGAGGCGCUCCGAGCUCUGGCCGAUGAGGAUUACUUGACUGUUACUGGAAAGACUGUUCGUCUCCUCGCCUGAGGCACACCCUGCAAUUAUGUACAGACCGUAAUUUUAAGUCCUCUUGAUCCACAUCAACUUUUUUUUUUUCCUUAAACUGUAGGGGGAAAAAAAGUUUGUAUGAUUGAAUCUGCAUAUGUUUUUUUGGGGCAGAUUAGAUCUCUGCUUAUACUGUGGCACAAAGACAUGAUCCCGAAUCAGCUCAUGACUCAUCUAAAAUAAAGAACACCUUUAUCAGAUAUUAAUGGAGAUAAUAUUUAAAAGUGUUUGUUCUUCGUGUGAUCGUCUCCUGUUGUCACAUACUGCUCUUGUAUGUUAAAGCUCUUUUUUUCAAACUUGUAAAUUUUCAUAAAGUUUGUAAUGUGUUUUUUUUGGGGGGAAGGAUUAAAGGAAAAAAGACAUUUCGUUACAGAUCUCUAAAGACUGUGUGAGACUGAGUGCUUAAUCCCACUGAGUUAAAAUGUUAUUGUAGCUGUUAUUGUUUAUAGAAAAGAAAAUAAAGUGUUCCUUACUAAAUGUG